ACAAAAACAAAGCUCAACGACUUCAUUAUAUUUUGGCCUUCAUUCCUUGCUAAGAAUUUUUACCUUUUUAAGUGCACCCGACUUUUAACAACAGCUGACUUAAGAGCAGGAAAAUUGAAAUUCAAAACGCUAAAUACCCGAAGAAGACAGACAUUUAAAGAAAUGCGCCUGUACUGUCUUAGCAACGACCUGGCCAAACCAUGCUACGUGGUCUCUUUCAAAGGCUUGCGAAUAAUGUUGGAUUGUGGACUUACAGAACAGACUGUGCUGAACUUCCUUCCUUUACCAUUUGUGCAAAGUGUGAAACUUUCAAAUUUGCCUAAUUUUAUUCCAAGGGAACAUGAUCCUCAAAUGGAUGGCGAACUGAAAGAAUGUUGUGGCCGCGUUUUUGUUGACUCGUCGCCAGAGUUCACUCUUCCGAUGGAUAAGAUGAUGGACUUUAGUGAAAUUGAUGUAAUUCUCAUUUCGAAUUAUCUCAAUAUGUUGGCAUUACCAUACAUCACUGAGCAUACGGGAUUUAAAGGGAAAGUGUAUGCAACAGAACCUACGCUCCAAAUAGGUAGAUUCUUUCUCGAGGAACUGGUAGAGUAUAUAGAAGUGGCACCAAAGGCAAGUACAGCUCAUCUUUGGAAGGAUAUGUUGAAUGUGUUGCCCUCACCUCUCAGUGAAGCCUUUCGUCCGAAAAAAUGGAGAACCAUAUUUAGUUUGAAAGAUGUUCACAGCAGUUUAGCCCGAGUAACAAUAAUGGGCUACGAUGAAAAACUGGACAUUCUAGGUGCUUUCAUCGCUACCCCGGUAAGCUCUGGCUAUUGUCUUGGGUCGAGUAACUGGGUUCUUAGCACGGCACACGAAAAAAUAUGCUAUGUCAGUGGUUCAUCGACUUUAACUACACAUCCGCGACCCAUAAACCAGUCGGCUCUAAAACAUGCAGAUGUGCUGAUUAUGACUGGGCUUACGCAAGCUCCAACUGUUAAUCCUGAUACCAAGUUAGGAGAAUUGUGCAUGAAUGUGGCACUUACGAUACGAAACAAUGGUUCUGCUCUCAUACCUUGCUACCCAUCUGGUGUGGUGUACGACCUGUUUGAAUGCCUUACGCAGAAUUUGGAAAAUGCUGGACUAAAUAACGUGCCUAUGUUCUUUAUAUCGCCCGUAGCCGAUAGUUCUUUGGCAUAUUCAAAUAUUUUAGCGGAAUGGUUAAGUUCUGCUAAGCAAAACAAAGUCUACCUGCCAGAUGAUCCCUUUCCACAUGCAUUUUACUUGCGUAAUUCAAAACUUAAACAUUACAAACAUGUUUUUUCUGAUGGAUUUAGCAAAGAUUUUAGACAGCCCUGCGUUGUUUUUUGUGGUCACCCAAGUCUGCGAUUUGGCGACGCUGUCCAUUUUAUAGAAAUGUGGGGAAACAAUCCUAAUAAUUCAAUUAUUUUUACAGAACCAGACUUUCCCUACCUACAAGUGUUGGCGCCAUUUCAACCACUUGCUAUGAAAGCAUUCUACUGCCCUAUAGACACCUCCCUUAACUAUCAGCAAGCCAAUAAGUUAAUUAAAGAAUUAAAGCCAAGUGUUUUGGUUAUUCCUGAAGCUUAUACCAAACCGCAUCCCAGUGCUCCCAAUCUUUUCAUUGAACAACCCGAUAAGAAAAUAAUUACGUUUAAAUGCGGCGACAUUAUCAGAUUACCAUUAAAGAGAAAACUUGAUCGGGUAUUUCUCACCUCAGAGAUGGCUCAAAAGAUUGUACCUCGCGAUGUUGGAAAUGGUGUUACAAUCUCUACAAUUACCGGAAUUCUGCAGGUAAAGGACAAGGUACACAACAUAAAGCCUUGCGCCGAAAUUACAAGUGAACAACCCAGCGGCAGCAAAAAACAACCGCCUCCAUCUCGGGAAGAUGUUCUAAAAAAUGUUAAGUACGAAUACGGAUCUUUGGAUGUGGACUCGCUCGUAAAACGCCUCAGUCAAGAUGGCAUAACAAAUAUUAAGAUGGAACGACAGGCCAAUGUGUUAACACUUCGUUUAGUUAAUGAGGAUACCACAAUCACUUUCGAGGACAAUGAAACACACAUAGUCUGUGGCGGCAAACAGUCACUACGCCUAAAGCUUAGAGAUUCUCUGCUAAAGUGUUUGCAGUCAUUUUAAUAUAUAUGAUAGGUGAUAAAAAUACAUUUUCCUUUUACUCAAACCA
Messenger RNA from Stomoxys calcitrans (stable fly), 2176 nucleotides. RefSeq names its product integrator complex subunit 9 (gene IntS9). Gene Ontology annotation, biological process: snRNA processing. The record is from RefSeq and is a predicted model, not a curated record. NCBI's taxonomy places the organism in Eukaryota, Metazoa, Arthropoda, Insecta, Diptera, Muscidae. The coding region runs from base 163 to 2130 and encodes 655 amino acids. The transcript has 6 exons. Gene Ontology annotation, cellular component: integrator complex.